Molecule: messenger RNA, 1538 nt
Organism: Rhea pennata
Lineage: Eukaryota; Metazoa; Chordata; Aves; Rheiformes; Rheidae
Gene: LIF
Product: LIF interleukin 6 family cytokine
Exons: 3
Coding region: 1-678 (225 amino acids)
Biological process (GO): immune response; leukemia inhibitory factor signaling pathway; positive regulation of cell population proliferation
Cellular component (GO): extracellular region
Molecular function (GO): leukemia inhibitory factor receptor binding; growth factor activity; cytokine activity
Source: RefSeq, a predicted model, not a curated record
AUGCAGGCGGGCGCCCUGUGGGGAAGCAGGAGAGGGGAAUUCCUGCUGGGCAGCGGGCAGGCAGGUGUCGUCCCCUUCGUGGCCUUGCUGCUGCUGCACCGCAGGCUGGUGGCCGGCCGGGCCUUGCUGGUGAAUGGCGCUGGCUGCCCCAUCAGCAGCUUGUGCCGCUCCAAUGUCCACGAGCAGACCCGCAAGCAGGUUGCGCUGCUCAAUGCCACGGCCCAGGACCUCUUCAGCCUCUACCUGAAGUGCCAGGGAGAGCCUUUCAGCAGCGAGACAGACAAGCUCUGCAACCCCAAUGGCAUCGACUUCCCCCCCUUUCACGUUAACCGGACAAGCGAGAAGGAGGUCAUGGUUGCCAUGUACAAGCUCUUUGCCUUCCUCAAUGCCUCGCUGGGGAACAUCACGCGGGACCAGGAGGAGCUCAACCCCACAGCCAAGGAGCUUCUUGACCGCCUCCACAACACCACCAAGACCACGCGGGGCCUCAUCUCCAACCUGACCUGCCUGCUCUGCAAGAACUACAACAUCUUCCAGGUGGAUGUGAACUAUGGGCAGAGCAGCAAGAGCAAGAGCGCCUUCAGGAAGAAGCAGCAGGGCUGCCAGGUGCUUCGGAAGUAUGUGCAGGUCAUCUCCCAGGCAGCUCGCAUCCUCCUACCUCACCUGAGCCCCGUGUGAGCACUCGAGCCACAGCACCUCUCGCUCCGCCGCCAAGCCCGGAAAGCCACAAGAGGAUUCGCCAAGGCUGGUUGAGCCAAGACCCUUUCAAGGGAGACCUCAGUGCUGGCUCCUGGCAAGGGGGGGACAGCUGGCAGCGGGACAGGGACCAGGUGUCCCCACCGGCCCCUGGCUCACCAUGCGGCCACCAGCACCAUCACCUGCCCCCCCCAAAGGUCCUUCCCUUCCAAUGGUCCCUCUUCCCUUCAUAUUUAUUACCCCCUCCUGCUCUCCCGUCCCUCCUGCCCCAGCCGCCUCUGCUCAGCGCCUUUAUUUAUUUGAUGCUCUGUGGCAGUAGCGGCAGCGAGGCUGAUGGCAUGGGAUAUCAGCGGUUGUGCUCGGUGCGCCACAGGGCCACACUGGGCUGCAUGGGCUGGUCCCCGCGGGGCGGCCCCAGCCGUCCCCGUCUUCGCGUGGCCCACGCCUGUGGGAGGCAGCAGCGGCAGGGGCUGCUCAGUCCCUUUGCUUUGGGUUCUAGUGAAUUUUACGGCAUUCGGGAGCUGGGAUUCAGCCAGAGGCAGGCUCGCAAGCACCGGCAUUGCUGGGGGCACAGCCUGGUGCUUCAUCUCACUCCAGCCUGGCGCCUCCGGGAGGGAGCCCAGAUCCGCUGCGCGGACGGGAUCCUCGCACCCCAGCCAGCCCGGAGCUGGGAUGUCAGCCUGGGGCCACGCUGUGAGCGCUUAUUUAUUUGCCUGGGACAGGCUGGGGCUGCGCAUGCCCGCCAGCACCUGCCUCGUCUCCUAAUAACGUUAUUAAUAUAAUAAUGAUGAUGAUGAUGAUAAUAAUAAUAAUAAUUAAGCAGAUUUGGGGUAAUAUAUAGA